This is a messenger RNA of Megachile rotundata (alfalfa leafcutting bee), 10890 nucleotides long. It is a transcript of the gene Galphas, whose product is annotated as G protein alpha s subunit. Gene Ontology annotation, molecular function: GTPase activity; G protein-coupled receptor binding; G-protein beta/gamma-subunit complex binding. Gene Ontology annotation, biological process: adenylate cyclase-activating dopamine receptor signaling pathway; sensory perception of chemical stimulus. Gene Ontology annotation, cellular component: heterotrimeric G-protein complex; cytoplasm. NCBI's taxonomy places the organism in Eukaryota, Metazoa, Arthropoda, Insecta, Hymenoptera, Megachilidae. The record is from RefSeq and is a predicted model, not a curated record.
AAGUUGCAUGAACGAGUACGACGCAUGAGCACAUCGUGCAAGAUACAGUUUAGUUCUGUCAGAUAUCGUAGAUAGCGCUACAGUCAACGUACCAAUACCGAACACGACAGAUUGUUGUCUCCAGAGCGAUUUAAUAAAAAAUCAGAGACGGAAAACCGAACACGCGAUCGUUGUCGUGCGUGAUCGCGGAUUUUUUCACGACAAAAGAGCGACGAGAGAAUCAAGUCGCGGUGAGGGCACCCAGAAAUCAGGAUACGAGCCUGAACCAUCUUAAGCGCGGUGGGCCGCCGCGCUGGUGGGCCUAGCAGACGACAUGUUGGCUGCAGGGAGCACCUCGUCUCGGAUGUUUUGGCCGCGAAUUUCCUCGGGGAUUAUUGAGUGAGGAUAGUGAUCGAACGCGGUAAUAGCGAGGUGACGAGAGAGCAAAAUUACUCUCGAGGGUGUGCGCGAGAGAGGGCACGCGGUUGGGUUCCCCGAGUGGUGGUUGUGCCGUGGUCGACGACGAGGAGUCUGCGGAGAGGGGUAAAGACUAGCGAGGCGGCGUGGAGGGGGAACCCGGACGAGCCCUCGAAAAAUUGAGGAGUCAAGGAACGAAAAUCGGGAAAGAAAAAAAAGGAAAAUACGAACGGCCGUGUACGCGAGUGAAGCUUUGAAAAGAAGCAGAUCGUCGAAACGAAACAGGGAGAAAAGUCUGAAAGAGCUGGUUGGUCGCGUACGUUAUCUUCCUUAUCUACGGGAGCCGUCGAUUCGUGACUUUCUUCGAUUUACUCGAAUAACGAGGUAGCAGCGCACCGGAGCCGAUCUAUUUUAACUUCUCGUUGUUCCGUAGGAAGGGUAGGGGACCGGGAGGCGAGGCGAGGUCGAGCUGUCGCGUACACGCGUCGAGUCCCUUCCUCCUGAAACGAUUUCGCGUGUGUCUCGUGUUCGCGGGCCAUCACAGGAGGCGCAUCGGACAGUGCACGUCAACCUAUUAUCCCAGUCCCGGUCUCGCUCCCACUCUCGAAUGCUCGUCGUGCCUCGUGCGUACUCCCUCUAUCGAAACCUGCCGCGAGGCACUCGCGGCCGGUUUUGCCAGUGUUAAACGGAAGAUUCGGAAGUGGUUCGCGAGUCAUUCGCAUCGUCGGUGUUUUCCUGUCCCGUCGCGUCGCGUAAACCACCGUUCAACCGUGCUCGAGCUCGCCCACUUUCUUCCUGACGGAUCAAUUUGUUAUCGGGCCAGGUGUCACGACCCGUGAACGUCGGUUCGGCACCGAUUGCCCUCGACACGUCCACGCAAGCCACGUUCUUCAUCGUAUUUCGGUAUUUUCUUUCAGCGUUGGAGCCAUCCAUCGCGUUGGACCACCAGCAGCACCGUCGAUGUGUAGCUAUGGUUUCGCGGGCAGUGCGAGAUAGUGAAAAAGAAGCCGUGAAGUGAACGUGUGUGUGUACAUAAUCGGGGAUCAACAUACGCGUAGUUGGUGCACGAAACGAGGAGAUUGAAAGGAGUACAAAGGGAGGAAAAGAAAGAAGAUAGGAGAGAGGAAGGUCUUAAGGAGAGGCCGAUCGGUGUAACCGAUAGUGGGUGGAAAAGAGAGAGUUUGAUAGAAGGACGAAGCUUUUGGUAGCGAGCGCGGUGCGACGGUGACGGAUAAGUAUCAAGUGACAGACACGAAGGAACGAACACGUAAAGGGAGUGAAUCUCCUUGUAUCGCGGCAGAGGGUGUACUUAUCGAACGUCGCGUUCACGCGAGAUAAACAACACGCGCCGCCGCCGGUAGUGCUCGUAGCGCGAGCCGUUCGCUCGGGAGUAGUGGUGAUAUUUUUCUCUAAACCGAGAACAACAGAGAACAACAGAAGUGGAAGGGAAGAGCGAAGAGGGUGAGCCGCGCGUGUCUCUCUCGUGGUGUGUCAUGGGGUGUUUCGGCAGCCAGAGCAGCAAGGCCAGCCAGGAUGACAGCAAGAACCAGAAGAGGCGCUCGGAUGCCAUCACCAGGCAAUUGCAAAAGGAUAAGCAAGUUUACCGAGCUACUCACAGGCUCUUAUUACUCGGAGCAGGAGAAUCCGGGAAAAGCACGAUCGUCAAACAGAUGAGGAUAUUGCACGUGAAUGGUUUCAGCGAAGCGGAAAAGCGGCAAAAAAUCGAGGACAUUAAGAAGAAUAUCAGAGACGCGAUACUGACGAUCACCAGCGCGAUGAGCACGUUAACGCCACCCGUUGCUUUGGAGGAUCCAGCGAAUCAGAGCAACGUCGAUUAUGUCCUGAAUGUUUCGUCCUCGCCGGACUUCGAUUAUCCCCCGGAAUUCUACGAAAUCGUCGAAACGUUAUGGAAGGAUCGGGGUGUUCAACAGAGCUUCGAGAGGAGUAACGAGUACCAGCUGAUCGACUGCGCCAAAUAUUUUCUAGAUAAAGUAGCCAUUGUUAAGCAACCGGAUUACACCCCCACAGAACAGGACAUUCUCAGGUGUCGAGUGCUCACGUCCGGUAUCUUCGAGACGCGGUUUCAAGUCGACAAAGUAAACUUUCACAUGUUCGACGUCGGUGGUCAACGAGACGAGAGGAGAAAAUGGAUACAAUGUUUUAACGAUGUGACGGCGAUUAUAUUUGUAACAGCGUGUAGUAGUUACAACAUGGUGCUCAGGGAGGAUCCAACGAAACUGAGACUCCGAGAGAGUCUGGAUCUGUUCAAGAGCAUCUGGAACAAUCGGUGGCUCCGCACAAUUUCCGUAAUCUUAUUUUUAAACAAACAGGAUCUAUUGGCGGAAAAGAUAAAAGCAGGCAAGCACAAAUUAGAGGACUAUUUUCCAGAUUUCGAGCGGUACAAGACACCUGUCGAGCAAGGGGUAGUUGCGGAUCCCUCGGAACCGCCUGACGUUAUAAGGGCCAAGUACUUCAUUAGAGACGAAUUCCUUCGUAUAAGCACAGCGAGCGGCGACGGCAAGCACUAUUGUUAUCCGCACUUCACAUGCGCCGUCGACACAGAGAACAUCAAGAGAGUGUUUAACGAUUGUCGGGACAUCAUUCAACGGAUGCACUUGCGUCAGUACGAGCUGUUGUGACUUUGUUCCUGCCGACGUGUCGUCCUGUUCUCGUCUAUUCGUAUGAAGAUCACUAUGGUAUCGCCGCGGCUCGAGCUAACGCGAGUCAUCAAGCUUGUUGUCGUAUGGUGGCCGUUCGAAAUUUUUUAUCGCGAUGUACGACGAUUUUGAGUUGCGUCGGAACUCUUCUUCGCGUGUCUGAGAUUGUUGAGCAUUCGGAGAAAGAACAAGAACAUAACGCGUCGAAGGAUCCUCCGUACGAGAUACACCGUUUUGUGAAUCGAACGACCGCGAUGUCGAUCGUUCUUCUUCGAUGAAGAUUCCAAGGAGAAACGUUGAUACGCAGCGGUUGAGGGUUACCUAAAAGUCUCGUUCCGCGACAGAGGAUAUAUUUUUUCUCGUUUCUUUUCUCCAGUUUCUUUUGCACAGAAUAGCUUAUUAUUAUCGUCAUUGGUGUACAAGCAAAACAACAAUUCCCCUCUUAGCGUUUAACGAUUCUACACACCAAAACGUGCGUCUCGACGAAAGAUAUUUCAAAUCUCUCGGGCAUUUCUCGAUCACUCGACUCCUUUUGUUUUUGUAUUAGGUUUCGACGUACAGUGUGCUGAACGUGGGAAUACAGCAUUCGUUGCUAAUGGAAACACGUGCAAUUUCAAACCAAUUACCUCGUUAAUUUUUAUUCUAAUUACGCAUCAAUUCGUUGAUAAGCAGAGCGUAUGAACGUUCGUUGUCCGACGUCGAUGUGUUCACCAAGUGGAUAUCCACGGCGAUCGUGCGGAAACGGCUCUUUAGUUUCGUCCGGCACACUCGUCGCGUUCAUUGUGUAUCGUUCAGAUUUAGUAAUAAGAAACGUUUCCUAAGACUUAGGUAAUUGUCUCCGAUAAAAAAGUCCUUAUCGUCGAUAACGUUUUCUUUUACUCGUUUCUCGAAUCUCUAUCUUUUUUCCCUCACCCCACCCUCUCACCCCCCCUUUAUCGAACGAUCUUCUUGCAUUAAAAAAAAAAACAAUGAAUUAAUUUUUUCCAACCUUCCGAAUCAAUCUCCACUUUAAAUCGCAUUGGCCCGAUCCGUAGGAGUCUUUCAGCCGCAUCUUUUUACAAGAAGAGUAUUUUGUGAGAUUUUACAGUAUUUCGACGAGCGUUUUAAUUGUAUAACUAUGUAUCAAAUAUGUACAGGGUGACCGUCCAAGGAUUCAUGUUUUUUAUGUACGUUUCCUAUCGAAUAUCGAGAUUCCUCCACCCGAUAUCGUUUCUACUGAUUUCCAUUGAGACUACUUUUAAUUCUCGUGUACUUAGGGCACGUGUUCUCGUCGUAGCUAGUGUCUCUACGUGUUGAAUCCUAAUAACAACAAUCCGCAAGGAAGGAUGUUGACGCCAUGUUUGGAAUCAAAGCAAAAAGAGUUCAUUUUACACUUACACUCUAUUUGACUAGCGGUUAGGCCCCGACAUUUACAAUCGAACUGUCGUCGAUGUAACGUUACAACCAUAACAGAGGUUAUAAUAUGUUGCUUAUUCGUUCGACUAUCAUUACACAAAGUCCUGGAUCACGUUUUCGAGUAGAACACGCUUCAUGGUCCUGAACGUUUAUACGAAUUACUUGUACGAAGUGUUGAAAAAGUGAUAAUCAUUAAUUACAGAAGUGAUUCUCUACCUCGAGUGAUAAAAUUGUCAACUAAGUCAAUCGAUUUAUUUUUUAUUAGGAUUUCACAAAUGAAACGUAAGAUCUUUACAUCUAGUUCCAAAUUGUGUGCAAUUAUAGAUGAACGUAAUAAUGCAGUAAACUUAUAUUAUGCACUUUUUCGAAACGAAGAAACCAUAAUUUAUUAUUAGCGUGUAAUGAAAAUUAAUAAGAAACUUCGAAUGCUAACUUCUUCGGAGGAGAAUCACCUCUGUAAACCUCGACGUUACUUUCUCAAUGACAUUAAGAUCUGAAUUAUUCGAUAAUCGGUUGUCAUCGGUACUCCUUUAGGAUAAAUAUCCUGAACCAACAUGCGAUGUUGCGAAUUUCUUAUCUCACGUAUCUUUACUAUUUGGACACCCUGUAUAUGAUAAGUAUCCUAUUAAUUUUUCUCGAAUCUUAACUGUAUAUCUUUGUUCACGUUUUCUUUUAAUUUCAUACUGGAUCCAGCGGGCGAGAUGUUUCUUAUGCGCGUGUACAAAUUGUUUCGAACAUAUGGUACAUGAAUUAGAAUUCUCAUUAUAUAUUCGCAAACAAAUUAAUACGCGAGAUUAAAGAAAAGGAAAACACAACUGUAACGACAGUCACUGGUGCAGGCAUACCUCUCUCGUAUUCGCUGGAUCGAGUGCCAGUUACCGAUCAGUGUAACGUCUACUUUUAAUUAAUAGAUAACGAGAGUUUAACAUGAAAUUAAACCGAGUAAAAUAAGGAAAUACGAAUUAAGCCACGUUCCGAGAAGGUUUUAUGUAACAUGACGUAAAUAUAUUGGGGCAUCCGGUCUUACUAUCCUUAUUAUCGUCUUGUUCCCAACUCGAGCACGUUCGCUUUUUUUUCUUUUUAUAAUGAAAAUUAUUUAUUUAUUACGCAAUAUGUACAGAAAAGUGUACGUCUAAAACGUCAUCUAUUUUAUUCUUUUUAUAUGUUUUUUCAAAGAUCUGUAUCAAGGUGCCAUACGAUAGAACUCUAUCUAUUUAAAUGUUCGAACUGCAAUGAUCAUAGUUGAAGAAGUUUGACUAUUUAUUUUUAAAGCGUUCGUCUAACUAGAAUGAUCAUAGUCGGCAAUAAGUUCACUCAGCCCCUUGCCCUAUAAUAUAAGGUCACGCCUGUAACAACUUGCAGUGUAAAUAUGGCAAAUCUCGAUCAUAUUUGUGUUAAAGUUAAAUUCUAACUAUAGUUGAAAUUACAAUUUAUCUUAAUUCUUAACUACUAUGGUAAGUAUGCGUCUCGAUAGUCUUACGACUUGCCUAUUACAUACGUUGACAGUAUUUAUUUACAUGAUUCCCGUCAGAAUGUUCUGCUAAGCGUUUCUUCGGUUGUUCAGUGUUCCCAUUUCACCGUAGCAGUUAAGGAUUAACAUUAUAGCGAAUAGAUCUAACAUGAUGUCAUUGCUAAGAAGAUGAUGAGGCAAGGGGUUACAUUAUCCAAGUAUUCGAUAAAAUAUUGUUCGGAUAAAUAGAGUUCUACUUGUACCUCUUUCAUAGUCAUCUUUAAAAGUUAUAUACAGUUAGCAUGGGUCAUUUUGUAUUUCACUUCUUUCAAUGAUGUUCCCAGUCUGAUCGUAAUUAAACAGAUGUGACUAUUGAAACGAUGAGGAUAGAAAUUCCGGACAUUGCAUAACGAUUACUCCGUAAAUGCUAACGAGCCCACAUCUCCCCUUCUCCUGUUCCUUCUCCACGAUCGUAAAUGUACUCUCGUAUAACCGAUAUCAAUGUAUGGGCCCGUUAUGAGCAUACCACACACACACACACAUACACCCACACACACUUAUACACACGCACGCAUAUACACGUUACACGUAUAUACAUAUACACACACAUACACAUAUAUAUGUAUGUAUACCUGUCGUACUAAUAUACAUAACUGACAAGCCAUAGUUUGUAAAACGGUAUUUAUAAACUUUACGAAGUGUUAUUUUUACUGUGAAACCGAUGACAGAGAUUGAGAGAGUGCAAUGGAUGCGAGAGAAAGCGAGUCUGUUCUCUGCGAGUAUAUUGUUACCUAUGUCGAUCAACAAAACUUCCGUGAAACUUUGAAUGUUCACUACCCCUAGCACAAAAAAAAACGCGAAUCAUCGUUAUCGUGUGUAUUUGCAAGCCGUAUGAAUGUAACUGGUAUUGUUACGAGUAUUCUUAUACUACUACUACUAUUACUACUACUACUACCACUACCAUCAUUUUUCUUUCUUGGUUUCGUUUCGUCUAUUCAGACAGAGAAACGCGAUCGUUCUGGUCUCGAGCGACGUUGGAUGUAACAGAAAAGUGAAGGAUCUAGCCGAGAGUGCAUUGACGCAACCAGAUAGGAACUUAUGCUACGGGAUACUUCGUAUUGGAAAUUGCAAAAUUUCCCAAUUCUCUAAUUCUCAAAGUUUUAAAUAUCAGAAUUCCAAAAUUAUUAAAUCUACAGUUCUGGCUCACUCCGAACAAAAGUCCUAAUUUCUAACAAAUGUGUGCGAUGUUGUGGUGGAAACGACCGAAGUUGUAAGCGAUGAAUCGUAAUCGGUAGUAAUAUUCUUUUGCUAAAAAUUCAUUGUUUACCAAGAAAACAAUGGUAUAGCAACGCUUUUCAAUGUGUACGCAACAUCGUCCUCCUCGAAUCAGCACAUCAGUUAUCGGUGUACGAAAGGCUUCCUCGAGGAAAAUGUGUACGCAGGGGAAUAAGAUCUAUUGGCACAUUUACCUGAGAAAAUUUUAUUCCUUGUCGAAUACGAGUGUCUAAUGUAAAGUAAACGUAGUCUGUGGUAAUUGUCAAGUAUUGUAGGUUCUUCUUCCCCUACGUCGUCAUUUUUAUUAGCGAAGACUACCGUGCUUGGCACAGUACAGCUUCGUACAAUGAUGCCUUUCAUUGGUAGACGGAAACGUGUGGUUUGGCUGGUUUCAUUCGUCACUAGUUUGGCUCACUCGGCAAAAUGUAGGCACUUAGAGCCUAAUUUACAGUGAUAGAGUAUACUAGCAUUGAUAAGGAAAGUUCAGUUACUAUCGUUGGGUAAAAAGUUGGUAGAGCGUUGAUUACUAAAGCUGAUCGUUGGUAGGGUAGAAUGGGAUAGUGCUAUGGUAAAGUAAUUCUACUACUAGCCAUCUUCCAUCAUUCCAAUAUACUAAUGCUGUUAUACUUUUACUACCUACUCUACUAAUGUAAUCUAGGGUUAAAAAUAGUCAUUGUAGAAUACAAUGGAAUAACGCCAUGGUAAAAUAAUUCUGUCACUAGUAUACUCGACUAUUUGCUCUAAGAGUCAGACGAGUGAUGGGAGAGCUUCCUUUACAAAUUUUCUACCGAAGCAACGCAUCAUUGUACGCGAUUGUACUCGCAACUUAAGUCGUGAAUUAGAGUUGUUGGUUCGGAAAGCUACUCGUAAAAUGAUUGCCUCUGUUUAACAUGCAGUGCAAUAACACGCGAAAAAAGAAAGAAACAACUAAACAAACAUUUGCUAUUAUUACCUGUGUUGAAUGUAAAAGAAAAUUCGUGAGUGUAAUUAUAAUCGAUUGUUGUGUGUGUGCGCGCGUAUGCGAUCGAAAGAAACAAAUGGAUAACCGAAUUAAAUAACCAUUUUACGUGGCCACGAUUAUACCGAUAUACAUAUACAUACAUUAUAUACAUAUAUAAAUAUAUAUAUACAUAUUGUAUACAUACGCCGAUCGCACAAGUUUUUUUCUUUUUAUUGUACGUACAAUGUGUACCAGGCAUGUGAAUAUGUACAUGUAAAAACUAAAGCGGUGCAAGUAAUUAUUAUUUGUAAAUACUACAAUGGCAGAUUUGUGUGAACAUAUGAGGCAAAUGACGACGUAUCGAUAGAUUAUUGGAGUCGAAUAUUAUAUUUAUUUGUAACCAGGCCGAUGGCUUCUCUUCGAAACAGAAGUUGUCGGGGAAAGGGACCUUUCAUCGCAUGUUCGAACUACUACGUUAAAUUACACAGGCACUUCUAGUGAUACUAAUGCUAGUAAAAAACUUUAUUUACUCGAGAAAAUAAUUGGACAGGUGACUGAUGGAGCACAACAGCCUAGUUUAUAUCGAUAAAGUAUACUAAUGCUACUACACUCAUCUAACAAACGGUAUCUAAUGGUAGAACUACUUUAUUAUAAUAGUAUGCUGCUCUACCAAAGACUUGGUUUAGAUCUACUCUACAUAAGUAGAAUAUACUAGCGCUAAUAGGAAAAGUCCGUUUACUAGAAUACUAAAGCUAGUCAUUGGUGGAAUAACACCGUGGUAAAGUAACUUCGCCAUUAAUUUUCUCCCAAUACUCUAAACGAUCUAGCGCUAAUAUGCUCUAUCAAUAUGAACUAGGCUCUAAUUACUAAGCAGCAUCAAACUAUCAUGAACCACGAGCGAUCCAAUAUCUCGUAGACGAGCGAUGGAUGGUCCCAUCCCCUUACACGUUCCUUUAUCGAAGGAAACCAUCGGUGCUCGUAGAUAUACAUCUAUUAAUACGGAUCGCGCGUACGCGGUAAGAUCGAACAGUUUACGUCUUCGAUCUCGUCGAUCGCGAACGACGAUACGUUUGCAUUUAAAGAUCCCUCGAUAAUCGUCUCGACCAUUUAGCUACUGUGUGUAACGUACGAAACUUAUUUUCAUUUCAUUCGAAUUCGAGCGACUCGUUGGUAAUUUACAAAAGAACGAUCAUCCUCGUUUCUUUGCGAUUACGCUUGUACGACGCGAAUGGAAGUAGUCGACUUGCACGUCGUCCACGAAGUACAAACUAUUGCGUAUCGUGAAAAUUCUUUGUGGACCACGUUGCUGUGUAUGGGAAGUAGAGAGAGAGUAUUGCCUUAAGAAGCGAAAGUCAAAGUAGACCGGACGUGAUCUGAAUCGUCGUGACGAAAUGUAAAACGCUGCUGAUGAUUAUCAGUGAUUAAGAGUUCUGAUCAAGUAGGAAAUACGAUUCUUCUGUCGUUGAAUUUCAUAAUCAUUUCGCGAUCGGAGCAGAUCGCUUUCCGACGAUUCGAGGUAUCGGGAAGGAACGAUAUAGAAGAGUGGAAAUGAAAAUGUUAUAAUAAAUGUGUACAACUACUAGCCAAUGUAUACAUUUAAAGAAGAUUUUAGUAAAAGUAUCGAAUAAAUAUAACAUUAUUUACUAUUCCUAGUAAAUGUAUUCAUUUACAAAACGAUGUAUACAUCGACCAGUAAAUGUACAUACUUAUUAUGAAAAAUAAAUCUCGAUUCGUUACGCGUUUCCGACGAAAAGCCACGAAACGUCUGCUAUUAGAUAAAUAACGUUCGCGUUUAUGUUAAGAAUACAGAGUCAUUUAUUGUGAUCGUCUUAUCGUUACACUGUUAUUCGAUAUAAAAAAGAAUUGUCUUUACACGGUCAGAUUUUAUUGAAACGGACAAUGUAGUUAUAUUAUUAUUACUGUCGUCAUUAUUAUCGUCAUCGUUGUCAUCAUCAUCAUCAUCAUCAUCAUCACCAUCACUAUUACCAUUCUCAUACUCAUUGUCAUUACUGUCGUUAUUAUGAACCUGUUAACCGAGUCAUUUUUCAAGCAGAAAGGAGUCACUUCUCCUUCUCAAAUGUGUAAUAAGAAGCGAAUAAAGUAGAAUCGAUUUAUCUUCUACUCGAUACACGUAUUUUUCUUCGUAAUUAAUGUAUCAUGACGCAAUCAAACGUAACAAUUUGCGUAUCUUGUUCGCUCGAAUGACGAGUUAAUACGUUCUCUGGGUCAUUUCAAUUAACCCUCGAAUGGCACAGGGUUAAUCACGACUCAGACGUAUACAACGGUGCAUUGACGAAAAUUAGUCUCUGAAACCCGUUCAAUCGAUAAUUCGAAUCGAAUAAUAUAUUUUUAACGUAUAUACGACAUUUCCUAUUACGCUCGAGCAUCCUCUUUGAAGACGAUUAAGCACACUCUCCGUUACCGACGAUUCGAAAGCAUUUGUACAGAUACGUUCGUGCGUCCACUGCGAGGAAUCAUUCUCCGAAAGCGUAUACGUGGUUUCAAAGUUUCACGCGAAACAGAGCGCGUUAACACGUCAUCCUCGGUUGACAGGUUAAACGUUGUCAUUAUUAUUGUGAUCAGCGAUUACUUCUGUAAUCAUUGUUAAAAGAGAAAAGCUAUUUCCAGGGAGAAGAAAUUCUGUGCAAUUUAGAUCGAUGUAAUUUAUUUAAACGACUAUUAUUGAAUCGAUGAAUCAGUGAACAGGAUCAAUUGAUAUCACGAUUAACGUUCUAAUAAAUGUCGAUGCGUUUUUCGUACGCAUACGUAGACGCUCA